Tupaia belangeri chinensis (Chinese tree shrew) is the source of this 1550-nucleotide messenger RNA. RefSeq names its product CD72 molecule (gene CD72). Gene Ontology annotation, cellular component: plasma membrane. The transcript is spliced from 10 exons. Bases 92 to 1216 code for a protein of 374 amino acids. NCBI's taxonomy places the organism in Eukaryota, Metazoa, Chordata, Mammalia, Scandentia, Tupaiidae. Gene Ontology annotation, molecular function: transmembrane signaling receptor activity. The record is from RefSeq and is a predicted model, not a curated record.
GAGUGAUCAGGGUCAGAAAGGAGAGUGACCAGGGCUUGGGGCUGGUGGAUGAAGGAGGGGGGGACAAGUGGGGGCAGUGGCACUCAGAACCAUGGCCGAUGCCAUCACCUAUGCAGACCUGCGGUUCGUCAAGGUGCCCCUGAAGAAGAGUGUCUCCGGCCGGCUAGGCCAGGACCCAGAGGCUGAUGAAGAUGGGGAGCUCACCUAUGAGAACGUACAAGUGACCCCAGUCCCAGGGGGGCCCUUGAGCUCGGCUUCCUGUGAACUCGGGGACAAAGCAGGGCUCAAGUCGGAGCAGCCAACAGCGUCCUGGAACUCCGUGACGUCACCGGCUGCCAGGCGGAUUUUACCCUGCUGUGCAGCCUUUUUGCAGUACCUCCUGUUGGGCCUGCUCUUCGCCUGCCUGCUGUUAGUGGUGGCGGCCAUCUGCCUGGGAGUGCGCUAUCUGCAGGUCUCUCAGCAGCUUCAGCAGAUGAACAGGGUUCUGGAAGCCACUAACAGCAGCCUGAGGCAGCAGCUCUACACGAAGAUAACUCAGCUGGGGCAGAAGGAAGAGUCUCUGCAAGAGUCCAGGAGAGACCUGGCCCGGAGUCAGGAAGCACUACAGGUGGAACGGGGGGAUCACCAGGCUGCUGCAGGGCAGUUACAGGCCUGCCAGUUGGACAGGGAGAAGACAAAGGAGGCCUUGCAAAAUGAAGAGGUGCAGAAGAGAGCCUUGGAGCAGAGGCUGAGGAACAUGCAGGAUACACUGAAGCCCUUCUUCACGUGUUCCACAGAAGGAGCCAGCGAACUCUUUUGGAAAGAGGCAGUGAAUCUAAGAGACACCUGCUGUCCGGUGGGAUGGAUACCAAAUGAGAAAAGCUGCUUUCACAUCUCACUUACUCGAAGAAGUUGGGAGGAGAGCCGAAACUAUUGUAAAUCUCUAUCCUCCGACCUGGCCACAUUCAAGAAAACUCACUCUUCUCAUUCAACUUACUCCACCAACUUAGAUCAGGUGUUGUCACAUGAUGGGUCAGAGGAUGCAUAUUGGAUUGCUUUCUACUAUUAUAAGAACGAGCAGCAGUAUGAUCGUAUAUGGAACUUUUGUCAAAGUUUGAAAUAUCUCAAGUUUCAAAAAUGUUGGACAACAUGGCAAGAAGCAUGUAGAACCCCUCUUCCCUGCAUCUGUGAGAUGACAGCUUUCAGAUUCCCAGACCCAGACCAUCCUGUGCACUGAGCUGGAUACUCAUGCCAACGAGUGCCUGUGCCCCUCAUCCCUAACCUGUGACCUGCAGGUCCUAGGUCAUCUCUCUGUGGUACUCCCUCACUCUGGGCAGUGCCCAAUCAGGGACUGAUCCAUGCCUAACACUUCUAGCCAGCUUGCUGCCUGCUUGAAACAUGGUCCCAGAAAUUGGACAGUUCCAUGGAAUAGAGUGAAGAAGCCUCUAGAAGGGCCUUCCCCAAGAACCUCCUGUAGAACUGGGGAAUGGGUGGGAAGAGGGCGCAUGGCCUGAUUGGAUAGGGGCAGCCCGGAGCCAGCCAGGCAGUUUUAUUGAAAUAUUUUUAAAUAA